GGCAGGAUUGUCACCGGCAGGCGGAAGAAGCGACCGCUGCCUCCUCGGAUCCCGGGCUGAGCAAUGGCGGCGGCGGGCCCGGAACCUUCCUGCUGGGACGCCUGUUUCCGGGGGGACGGGAGCGCGCGCCACGCUGCGCUCUAGGGGGCCGAGAGUUAAUGCUUCCCCCGGCAUCAAGCGAGGCUCCCGCUCCUCGCGCCGGGCGCAGAAGGGAGGAGGAUUAUCCAGAAUGUUUGCAUUGACAGAAAAGAACAGAUCCAUUGCUCAGCUAUUACUGAAUACUGGCACUUGCCUGCGAUGCAUUUUCAGAUUCUGCUGUGUGGGGUUACAGGCAUCUUACAGGCAUCCAUACAAGGAUUUGCUUAGAGAGCUGCAUGAAUUCCUGGAGUACAAUAAAGAAAAAGAGGACAAAUUUUGUUGUGAAAUAGCUGACCCCCCGGGUAAGAGAAUCCGACUUGAGAACAUGGGAGAAGGGGCUGAGGAUUUGAAUCAAAAUGGGGCCCUCCAGCAGACCCCUGUGGCAGAUGAUGUAAAUGUUGCUAUGGAGAUCUCUACUCCGAAGGUUUGCAACGUGUGCUUGGGAAUUCUUCAGGAGUUCUGUGAGAUAGAUUUUGUUAAGAAGGUGUGCCAAAAGGUUAAUUCUGCUGAGUACCAGUUUACUAGCUUUGUAUUUUCUGUGUCGCUCCCACCACAGUUGUCUGUUAGAGAGCAUGCUGCCUGGCUGCUGGUAAAAGAAGAAAUGGGAAAACAGGGCCUGUCACUGGCAAAAGAGGACAUUGUUCAGCUGAAAGAAACAUACAAAUGGAUUAUUCAUCCCCUGUUCUCGGAGGAGCUGGGUGUUCCUGCUGAUGGAAAGAGCUUGUUCGAAGUGAGUGUGGUCUUUGCUCACCCGGAAACUGAUGAGGAUUGCCAUUUCCUAGCCACAGUAUGUCCAGACUGUUUCAAGCCAGCAAAGAAUAAACAGUCUGUUUUCACAAGAAUGGCAAUUAUAAAGGCUUUGGACAAGAUAAAAGAAGAGGAUUUCCGUAAACAUUUUCCAUGUCCCCCAAGUUCACCAAAGAAUAUCUGUGCUGCUCUGGAAAUUCAGUGCACUAAUGGUGCAAUUUUUGUGGCUGGAAGGUACAAUAAAUAUUCAAGGAAUUUACCACAAACUCCCUGGAUUAUAGAUGGAGAGCGAAAGCUGGAGUCUUCAGUGGAAGAGCUGAUUUCAGAGCACCUAAUGACAGCGUUUAAAGCAGAUAGUUUUAAUUUUUCAUCCUCGGGAAGAGAAGAUGUGGAUGUGAGAACGCUAGGCAGCGGAAGGCCCUUUGCAAUUGAACUUGUGAAUCCUCAUAGAAUACAUUUUACUGCCAUGGAAAUGAAGGAGCUUCAGCAGAAAAUUAAUAACUCUUCAGACAAAAUAAAAGUUCGAGAUUUACAGCUUGUCACCAGAGAGGCAAUUGGACAUAUGAAAGAAGGUGAGGAGGAAAAGACAAAGACCUACAGUGCCUUAAUAUGGACAGACAAAGCAAUACAGAAGGAAGAUAUUGCACUUCUAGAUGAUAUGAAGGAUAACCAGUUAUUAGCCUAUCGGAGGCAGAUGAUGUGCCAAUUAUCAGACAGCACAAAGUGCUUUUGGAGGUGGAAAUCUCUCUCCCCAAGGACCCUUCAUGCCAUCUCAACAUUGCUAAGGGUAGACGAGCAAAACAGAGGAGCAGGUUAAAGCAGAACUAGCAGCGUUAGCUUCUUGUUCUGUCCAGCUCCAGUCAAAGUCACUUUGGGGACAGUCGCAGCAAAUAAAUCCACAUUCAGAUGGCUGUGCAAAAUCAUGGAAACCAAAGGUCUGACACAAGUAUUUGAAAUGAAGAGACUGCAGUGGUAGAAUAUAGACUGUCCCAAGUGUCAGUCAGUGAGACACGUUGUGUUGAGAUAGGCUGGCUGGUAGACUGCCCAUUUCUAUGUUCAGGUUUUGUAGUGUUGGAACAUUGGCCUAAGAGUCUGAUAGCAAGAGCAUUCUCAAGUAGAGACUACUGUUACUUAGUCUUUACUCCAAAGUUGUGUGUGUUUUGGCUUGAAGUAGUAAAAUGCAUGACGACAAUUGAUGCUCAACAUUUUUUUUAUCACACUAGAAAAAGAUGCUUCCCAAAUCAAUGCCUCUUUUUGUAGAGAAAAGCUCUUUAAAGAAAUGUGAUGAAAUCUUUGGUCGUCUCAGCUCUGCUUUCUAAUUCUUAUUUGUAGAGAGUUGGAUGCAGUUUAGACAAAAGCCUUUAAUUUUUUUUAGAGUGCCCUGAGGCUCUCAUUGAGUUUGUAAAUCCUGGAGUUAUUCCAGCAAGAGACUAUGGAGAUUUCAAGGUUAUUAUGCCUCUGCAUUUGUGGUUCCACUAGCUUGUAUCCGCAUGAGGCCUUCCCAAUAAGACUUUAAAAGAUAGUUGCACCCUUUUUUCUUUGAUAUACUCGGAGGAGGACUUAAAGAAGAAACACUUCUCAGAAGAUCCUUCAACUACCAGAAUAUAUUAUUAAAAAGUAGUCUUAUAUGAAAAGAAAAAGCUAUAUAUGUGUUAAUUUUGUGUGUGCUGUGUUGGACAGUUCUUUGUUUUAAAUUUUC
This is a messenger RNA of Mauremys mutica (yellowpond turtle), 2584 nucleotides long. RefSeq names its product pseudouridine synthase 10 (gene PUS10). Gene Ontology annotation, molecular function: pseudouridine synthase activity; RNA binding. NCBI's taxonomy places the organism in Eukaryota, Metazoa, Chordata, Testudines, Geoemydidae. The coding region runs from base 230 to 1702 and encodes 490 amino acids. The transcript has 16 exons. The record is from RefSeq and is a predicted model, not a curated record. Gene Ontology annotation, biological process: tRNA pseudouridine synthesis.